CCGGCCUUGGAUGAUGACACGGACCCUUAGCUUAGAACGGCUCGUGUGACCAUGGCUGUCGUUACUAGAAAGCGAGCCUGCUCGCGUAGGAUAAAAUGCAGCAUGUCUAGAAUCACUGCGCAGACCUGUCCUCGAGCUCUGGUAGCCUCGCCUCCCUAUGACUACGAGCCCACCAACAUCCUCAUCUUCCCGACUGACAGUGAAGAGGGUGCAUCAUACCUGGCCUUCGAGAGCUGCUCCUCGUAGUCAUUUCGAGGACUUUCUCCUGGAAAUUGUGAUUUAUACUCCUGAAAAUCGUACAUCGUUUCGCCCAAAGCGCAUACAUUCCACGGCUUCCACUCGUAUCUCUUCUGCAAGUAACUCCUACCAAGAUGACCCGAAUCACUGGUCUGCAAUUGGAGGCCACCGACGCCAAGAAGUGUCAUUUUUAAAAAGCACCCCAUGUAUUGGAAACCGUGCCGGGCCACGUUCACUCAUUGCACCCGCUGUCGAUAUCUGUUCUGCCUCCGGGUCGUUGAAAGCAGAACCUGCCUUAGCGACGGACCUGCGGAAUCAUGAGGCUUCACAUCGCGUGGCCUCGGCCCGCGAAGCUCACGAAGCUUUGAGGCUUCUUCUCAGGCCGCCUCUUGACCGAGCGCGUCCAUCGCCAGCUCCAGAACUUCCCAGUCAUGCAGAGACGCCAUCACCAGACAUACCAACUCCCGGGCCGAUUACAGAAACCCCACUCUUCCUCGACAUCGCAUCUUCGUCCCGGGGUCUGGCCCGCUCGUUGUCCCGCGAAUCCUUCUCUACGGCGUCGUCUUCAGAAGCACCGGAGACUCCCAAGACGCACUCCUCAUUGCUCGUGCAUGAGUGGCGUCCAACCUUGACUGACCUAGAGCACGCAUCGCGAUUUAGGGUGCAAGCGGUGUGUGUGAUCUGUAAGAAGAACGGGGCAAACUUUCCGAGCUGUCCGAGAUGCGGGGAAAUGUGGUGUUCAAGGGACUGCAGGCUGAAAGGGAAUAACGGAGCGAGGCAUACCUGCCGGAGAAGAGAUGUACGCCCCCACGGGUGACCUUGCCGUAUGACAUUCCAGGGUAGAUAGAGCAUUGACUUUUAUCUAUUGCCACGAUCAAGGGCUCCUGCCAAGUGCCAUUCCUGAGAUGAUGGACUACGCAUGCAAAGCGCGAUGAAUCACGGAGGCAGUGAGCGUUAUUUUCGUCUGAUAAGGAUAUGAUCGCGCAAUAUCUAGGCACGGCGGAUAUAAUAUUUACGGCGGCCCAGAAAAUAUAUACGGUAGAGCCAGCUGCG
Messenger RNA from Laetiporus sulphureus 93-53, 1290 nucleotides. RefSeq lists its product as uncharacterized. The transcript has 4 exons. The record is from RefSeq and is a predicted model, not a curated record. NCBI's taxonomy places the organism in Eukaryota, Fungi, Basidiomycota, Agaricomycetes, Polyporales, Laetiporaceae. Bases 158 to 1054 code for a protein of 298 amino acids.